Messenger RNA from Sesamum indicum (sesame), 2050 nucleotides. RefSeq lists its product as uncharacterized. NCBI's taxonomy places the organism in Eukaryota, Viridiplantae, Streptophyta, Magnoliopsida, Lamiales, Pedaliaceae. The record is from RefSeq and is a predicted model, not a curated record.
AAGGUGCGCAUCGUCUGAGGUGGAACGUACUAUGCCGCUACCAAGAACUCUUAGUCACAUAUUUCUCUCUCCAUUUUCUCUUUACCUCACCCCUUCACUCCAACGGUCACAAACAAAACCCCUCAUUUGUUCCCAAAUUCAUUUAGAAAUUCUGAUAAAUUGACUGGGAAGCGCGGCGAGCUUUUGCCACGAUGAGCGGCGGUGGGAGGUUCUAUUGGGUGCGGUGUCACGGAGAAGAGUUUAAAGCGAAAGGAGUAAUCGUGCUCUUCGUUUGGGUUUCCAUUAGCGAAGCUCAAUUGACGGAUUUUGUUGGAAUCUAUUCUUCCCUGGGUUGGAACUCGCUUGUUUGCCGCUCUGAUUAUCUCAAUCCAUUCUUUCCAGAGAGGGCUACAUCACUUGCUUUUGCUGUCCUUGGUGAACUUGUUAAGGAGCUUAGAGGUGGACUAUGCCCUGUAGUGCUUGCAACUUUUGCUGGUGGUUCUAAAGCUUGCAUGUAUAAGGUUUUCCAGAUUAUUGAAGGAUGUUCUGAAGUGGAGUUUGAUAUGGAGGACAGUAGAUUGGUGGCAAGCUGCAUCUCAGGCCAGAUCUACGAUUCUGAUCCCAUAGAAUUCACUAGUGACUUGGGUGCCCGGUUUGCUUUGCACCGCUCCAUCCUCAAAAUGCCUGGCACAUCAAAGCUUGUAUCAUUGUUUGCAAAAGGUGUUACUUCGAGCUUGGAUGCUUUAUUCCUCACCAGGUUUGGAUCCCAACGUGCAGAGUACUGGCAAACACUUCAUUCCUCAGUUGGUUUGGGUGCCCCCUUUCUCAUUUUAUGCUCUGAAAAUGAUGAUGUGGCUCCUUUUUCAACUCUAUGUAAAUUUGCUCAGCAUUUACAGGAUGUGGGGGGUAAUGUAAAGGUUGUGAUUAGGAGUGCCUCUGCCCAUCCAGGUCUUGACAGGCAUCAAGCUGUAAAGUACACCGCUGCAAUAACUGAGUUGCUUGAGCAGGCAGUUUCAGUUUUCUCUGCAAAAAUUCAGAAACUUGGGGAAACAUCUCGCAUGGACGGUGUGAAUGAUGAAAUCUCAGACUUAAUUUGUGACCUCCAGAAUGCAGCAGUUGACUCAAAUCAAAGUUUCAGAAGAGUUGCAGUUUGUCCAAAUGACCAUUUUUUCCUGCCAAGUUCAUCAGAGUAUCGAGACAGCAGAGAAUUUGGAUCCCCACAGGAGCGGAAAGAGAGGUCACCUCAUCGCUCAAGCCCUCGUAUGAGUACAAACACUGUUCUUGGGCAAAUACUUUUUGAUGUAUGUGUUCCAAAGAAUGUUGAAGGAUGGGAUAUUAAGUUCUCGGGCUCCUUGAACGGUGAACCAUUUGCUUCUAUUCGUAGACGGUCACCCUUUACUGGCAUUAAGCAUAGGUCAAGAUUAUGAGAACUUUUGAGGCAACCUAUGAUGGUUCACUUGCAGAUUCUCAAUUUCGCACGAACAUAAUUGUAUAGAGGGAAUAUAGCACAAAACCAAGUUUUAGCUUUAACCACAGGAAUCCCGAGGAAAAUUCAGGUAUUAUGGCUUUAUAUUAUAUGCCAGGUGAUUUUGAUGGAAUUGCAGCUUACCUUAGCUUACCACAAAGCUUGACCUCGUUGCUCAGAAUGUACAUAGUACUUUAAGCCUCAGAAGUCAGAACUGGUCUUAGUCGAUGCACCCCUCCCCUCUUCAUUCGACUGUGUUAUGGAGUCCGGUCCAUCCAAGAAAUUCCCUACAGGUACUUGUGAUGUGCUCAAAUGUAAAAGGUCACCUGUGUCGCCUUGCUGUACAUGGGGUUUACGCAUUAUUACUGGAUCCAUAUGUUGGAAGUCAUCAUCUCCUUAUUGAGUUUGCUCACAAUGCUGUACUGUGAUAGCAGGAGGUGAUACGUCCACAUUAAUGUAUAAUCUAGUCUGUAAAAUACCAAAAGUGUAAGCAAUGUUGAAUGUUUGUCUUCAAUGUUCACCUGCCAGUGAUUGUAAUUAGAAUUAUGUAAUAAUGUUUGGUUGAAUGCUUCUACCACCCUGCGACCAUUCUGGAAAGGUACUAAA